Messenger RNA from Aegilops tauschii subsp. strangulata, 5944 nucleotides. Its product is annotated as protein ROS1C. NCBI's taxonomy places the organism in Eukaryota, Viridiplantae, Streptophyta, Magnoliopsida, Poales, Poaceae. Gene Ontology annotation, molecular function: DNA demethylase activity; 4 iron, 4 sulfur cluster binding; DNA N-glycosylase activity. Gene Ontology annotation, biological process: base-excision repair; chromosomal 5-methylcytosine DNA demethylation pathway. The record is from RefSeq and is a predicted model, not a curated record.
GUUAAGGUACGGAGAGAUCGGAGGAGAGCGCAGUAUCUCUCCUUUUUCCUCUCAACGCCGCCCCUCGUGUUCGUCUAACAAACUCCCCGCAUUUGCUCCGCCGCCCAGCCCCUCCCUCCCCUCCUCCAGUUCUGCCCCUCCCACUCCCUGCUCGCGCCCUUCCCCUCCCUCGCCGGAUCAAUCUCUUCUCCGGCAGACUGGACGGCGGGGUGCCACCCCCCAAAUCUGCUCUGUUUCCAGGGGUUUGUGGAGGUUGUGGAUUAAGCACGGAUGGGGCCCUCAGGGCUCAAUCCGCAGGCGAAUCCUGCCAUUAACCAAGAGAAUUGGACCCCGGGCGUGUGGCCUGAGAGCGGCGCUCCAGGCCUUCCUGGCAACACGCCCUUGUUCCUGCAGGGCGAUGCGGCGGCCACCAUAGGCUGGCAAAAUCUUGCUGGACCCGGGAUCAGCCAUGCCUCGGCGAUGGUGAAUGCUAUGCGCGGGGGUGCCACUCGGAUGAGUGGCGCUGCCCAACAAGAUGCCGGGUCCUCCGUCCGGCCGCCCUGUAACCUGCCUGCUGGGUGCUGCACGCAGGUGCCGAUAAGUAUCGUGGUGUUCCAUAGGAGGGCAUCCAGGCCUGUGCCGCCACCACCUCAUACGGCCACUCCAGUUCCUGCUCCGCUCGGUGUAGCACGAGAUUCUGAAGAUGAUGCUUCUAUUCAGUUUGCUCGAAGAGAUUUCCUGUCACUUGGAAGGGAGUCAGAUGUUGCUGCCAAUGAUAUGGCCAUAGACCCUUCAACACUAGCAGUUCCAGUUAAUUGCAGUUCUGAACAUCCACCAAUACAGCUUCAGCCAGAUGGUGUAGAUGCAGAAGUACCCACAACCGGGAUUCAAGCUGAUGACAGUCAACAAUCGUCAUCAUCAUCACCAGGUAUCUCUGAUAGCCACUGUAAUUUACAAUUGGCUAUUCCUGCAAAUACUGAUGAAUUGGCCUCACUGCUCGCUGAAGGUGUGACUGAUCAGAACAUGCAAACGUAUCAGCAGACACCAGAAAAGCUCAAGACACAAAGUCAGCUGAAUGAUCACACAGUUUUAUCAGCAGCAGCUGCAUUCAAGGAAAUUGAGGAGGCCCCUGCAAGAAAAGCGAAGCCUCGGAGGAAGAAACAUAGAGCGAAGGUAAUCCGUGAAGACAAGAAGAUCAAGAAGCAAAAGUCUGCUGUUGCAACGCCAGAAGAAAAAUCUAAUCAGAAACUUUGCAAGCAAAUCAAGAAGCAAAAGCCUGCUGUUACAACGCCAGAAGAAGAAUCUAAUCAGAAACUUAACAAGCAAAUCAAGAAGCAAAAGCCUGCUGUUGCAACGCCAGAAGAAGGAACUAAUCAGAAAGCCAAGAGAAGUUAUGUCCGGAAGAAAAGAAAUCUCAGCUCUCUGGAGAAUUGCCCGGGACCUGUUAGCGACCAAUCAGUCUCCAGGGGAGCAGAAGACGCUGUUAGAAGCAGAGCUGUAUCAGUCCGAAGAAGGUUGCAGUUGGAAUUUGGUGAACAAGGAGCACUGGGAGACCAAUCAUCAGCUGGCAACUCAUGUCUCCACAUUGAGGAGAAACUCAUUCAUGCUAAAAGUUCUUUCUGUUCAACUGCCACUGUAUCAACUGCGCAGGGUGCACAUGGACUACACGUGGACAUGGAAACUUCACCAGGAGGAUUAGCUUUUGGCAUGAGUCGCAAGAUGAACAAACUGUUAGAUGAGUACAUACAUUUGCCAGAGAUGGGAACAAACUGUACACAAGAAGUUCCGCCUGCAACUUCUGGAUGUUUUAGCAGGGAGCCAACAACAAAACAAGACAGUGUACGAAGCACUCAUGGUCUUGAUGCCACAAGGAUUGGGGUUACCAUAAUGGAAGGGUAUAACAAGGGCUUGGAGGCAAACGACUCUAGCAAGGCUGGUUUUGCUAUGCAUUGCUCAGCUACGUUUAUACCUGAAACAGCAUCCACAGAAAGUCAGACUAAGGUGUCGAGAGUGGAGAAAAAGAAACAUCAACAGCGCAGAGAGAGUGAGUCCUCCCUAGCUGGCUCACGGGACUCGAUCAUCUUAAGUACUGCUGCUCAGAUGCUAGCAUUUUGUCAAGCUGGUGGGAUAAAAAAGAAGCGAACGGUCCGAGUCCGCAGGAGUUCGUAUGUUCCUAUAAUGAAUAUUGAGAUGAAUAGGGCACAAGUACUGCCACGGUUAUCUCAGUCAUGCCUGGAGGCCCUGUAUGAAAGUCCUGGUUUUAAUUUUUUUACCAAGAAACGUUCACGAAGGGUACGACGCCAUUACCGAAGAUCAGAUGGACUUUUUCAGCCUCCAGAAAACAGAAAAUUCUACCAUGAUGUUUAUUCUGAAGCAACAGAAAAAAGCUCACAAAACUCACAAUAUAAGUCAACUCCAUAUAUGGAUUUCCUUCAAAGAGUUGCAUCAGGGCUGAAAUAUCUUGAUUUGAACACCGAGCCUGUGCAUACAAAUGAGAUGUAUCCAUCUCUGACUACAUCAGCUGUUGUCCCUUUUGGAGCAACAGGCAGCCAAUCAAAUUCUCUUGUACCAUUUGGUAGUCAGAUGAUCUUUCCAUAUGAGAUGCCAUUGCAUUUAGUCAAGAAGCAGCGCCCUCGAGCUAAAGUUGAAUUGGAUUUUGAGACAACAAGAGUUUGGAACCUCUUGAUGGGGAAAGCAACUGAUGUGCCUGUUGAUGGGAAUGAUGUUGACAAAGAGAAAUGGUGGCAACAAGAAAGAGAGGUUUUUCAGGGCCGUGCUAAUUCAUUUGUAGCACGCAUGCGACUAAUUCAAGGCGACAGGCACUUUUCUCCAUGGAAAGGAUCAGUAGUUGACUCCGUAGUAGGGGUUUUCCUCACUCAGAAUGUAGCUGACCAUCUUUCGAGCUCUGCCUAUAUGGCCCUUGCUGCAAGUUUUCCUCCAGGGCCAGUUAAUAGCAAUUGUAAGGAUGAUAUUAUCAGUCAAGAUUAUGAAGAAAUAAUUAGCACGAGUGCAGUAGGAGGGAUAAGCACAUUUGACCUAUUUGACAACGGUGCAAGACCAGAUCUACGAGAGAACUUUGAGGAGCUGUCAACAAACAAUGAGAACAUACAUGUAGAAACAAAAAACAAUUGUAGUGCUUAUGAGUUGACUAAAGGUGAAGAUUAUUCCUUCUACUCCAAAGAACCAAAUGGAGAUUUUUGCGACCAACAAGAGACGGAAAUAAACCCCAAAGCAUCACAAUUUCCAGAUUUCUCCAUAGAGUUAAUAACAUCUGAAAGAAGCUCACGAGCAAUGCAGUUCCAGAAGGAUAUGUCAUCUUCUCAAAGUGUUGCAGUUUCAGAAACUAUUCUUCAAUCUCGAUUGUCUUCAAGUUCUGGGAAAAAUUGUUCACCUAAAGAUUCUGUUGGCAGCGGCGGUGGUUCAGCUUCUCAGCAGCUUGGAAGCAAUUUUGAUGGUGAAAAUUCAUUAGCAGGAAACGAUGCCUCAACCAAGGAACUUGAAUGCCAAAGAAUCAAAACAACAGCAAUAAAUGAUGAUAGUGCAAGUCAGCAUGGAAUUCCCUCUACUUCCAUUAUGCAUUAUCCAUUUAUCUCAGUUGAUCAUCAACAACUAGAUAUGGCAAAUGAAUCAUAUGUUCUGCCUACAUCUUCUAAUAGUUCCUCUGGUUCUGCAUCAUUGCACUUAAAAAAUGACAGAACUGAGAAGGAACUUCCUCUCUUGGUGCCAUUUGAUAAUCAUAUAGCACAAAUGAAUUAUAGCAAGACUGUUAUCUCAACACUAAAUGCUCCAAAAACAAGCACGGAUCUUCCAGUCAAGUUGCACUAUGACGAGCAGACUAGUUUUGAAGCAUCAGAUUUCCAGGAGUAUGAAUCACACUCUGUCACUGGUGGAACGGUAGCAGAAACAGCAAACAGGGUGGAUGAAUCUACUGUCGGAGGACCAGAUAAAGCAGCAGAAGCAGCAAGUCCAAAGAAAACAAGAACCACAAGAAAAAAAAAUACUGAAAACUUUGACUGGGACAAAUUUCGAAGACAGGCCUGUGCUGAUGGCCACAUGAAAGAAAGGAAGUCUGAAAGAAGAGACUCUGUUGAUUGGGAAGCAGUACGAUGUGCAGAUGUACAAAGAAUUUCUCAGGCCAUCCGGGAACGAGGAAUGAAUAAUGUUUUAUCAGAACGAAUCCAGGAAUUCCUGAAUCGCUUGGUUAGAGAUCAUGGAAGCAUUGAUCUUGAAUGGUUAAGAGAUAUCCCCCCUGACUCAGCAAAGGACUACUUGCUUAGCAUACGUGGACUGGGGCUCAAAAGUGUUGAAUGUGUUCGUCUACUGACAUUACAUCAUCUCGCUUUCCCUGUUGACACCAAUGUUGGCCGCAUAUGUGUAAGACUGGGAUGGGUGCCUAUUCAACCCCUUCCAGAAUCUCUGCAGCUACAUCUCCUCGAGCUAUAUCCUGUCUUGGAGACUAUACAGAAGUACCUUUGGCCUCGUCUGUGUAAACUUGAUCAAAAAACACUGUACGAGCUGCAUUAUCAUAUGAUUACUUUUGGAAAGGUGUUCUGUACAAAAAACAAGCCAAAUUGCAAUGCUUGUCCAAUGAGAAGCGAAUGCAGGCAUUUUGCAAGUGCCUUCGCAAGUGCACGGCUUGCACUUCCUGCACCUCAGGAGAAAAGUUUGGUGAAGUCGAGCAAUCAAUUCAGUUUCCAGAGUGGUGGCAUGCCAACUCCAUACUCAACUGUGCUUCCUCAGCUUGAGGGAAGUACCCAGGGACAUGAUUUUCGCACUAACAAUUCAGAGCCGAUUAUUGAGGAGCCAGCAAGUCCAGCACGGGAAGAAUGUCCAGAAACUCUUGAAAAUGAUAUUGAAGAUUACGAUCCAGAUACUGGUGAAAUCCCACUAAUUAAGCUUAACUUGCAAGCUUUUGCUCAGAACUUGGAAAACUGCAUUAAAGAAAGCAAUAUGGAUCUCGGGUCUGAUGAUAUCGCGAAAGCACUUGUUGCUGUUAGCACUGGAUCAGCUUCAAUUCCUGUCCCUAAACUAAAGAACGUGCGCAGGCUUCGGACAGAACACUAUGUUUACGAAAUUCCAGAUUCACACUCCCUUGUGCAGCAGCUAGGACUUGAUCAACGGGAAACUGGCGAUCCAAGCCCUUACCUAUUGACCAUAUGGAUGCAAGAUGACAUAAAUGAAAUGACCAAGGCCCCCAAACCAUGUUCUGACUCUCCGAUGGAAGAUGGAUUUUGUAAUAAUGAGAAGUGUCAAUAUUGUGUGCUUGAGCGGGAAAACCAAUCUAGAUAUGUCAGAGCCACCAUUCUGGUUCCGUGUCGAACAGCUACGAAGGGUAGUUUCCCACUGAACGGCACUUAUUUUCAAGUUAAUGAGGUAUUUGCAGACCACAAAUCUAGCUACGAUCCGAUAUACGUUGCAAGGGAGCAGUUAUGGAAGUUGGAAAGACGAAUGGUCUACUUUGGAACUUCAGUGCCCUCCAUAUUCAAAGGUCUAACAACUGAAGAAAUACAGCAGUGCUUCUGGAAAGGAUUUGUCUGUGUGCGGGGAUUCGAGAGGGAAACCGGGGCACCAAGGCCUCUAUGCCAGCAUCUGCACGUCGCGGCAAGCAAAGUGCCCAGAUCGCGCAACGCGGCAGCAGCAGCUGGGCGGAACUCGGAUUCAGCAAAGGCAUCGGCUCCAUGAGUAUCAUCACAUCGGCUGUCGACCUGUGCAUGGGUACGCUAGUGUUGGUUCCUGCGGGGCCACAGCCGUUCUUGUAGGAAAUAAACCGCUGCGCAAGAGAAUUAUCAUCCAGUUGUUGGUCUGAGUGUAGACGUUUGCUGUACUUCUGAGCACUAUUGUACCUUGAAUUUACUUUCCGGCCAAUUUAUCCACUUGCAAAGAGGCCUUUGUUAUGUACCGGCAUCUUGUUGUAUAUACACCAUGGUUCCUGUGAAAAACUUGUCUUGCCAGACGACCUUACGUA